GUGCCUAGUAUUUUAAACAUAUAAAAUUUUCAAUGCAUAAAGAGGGUGGUCACAAAUCCGAAGAAAUGGGAAGUAAAUAUGUUGUUUCGGAGAAGAAAGAAACAUUACUUGUUAAAUAUAUGCGUGUAGUUGGUGCUGUAGCUUUAUACUGGAGUGUCAGUAUUAGUAUGGUCUUCAUCAAUAAGUAUCUUUUAAAGAGUGAUCAGCUCAAGCUUAAUGCCCCAAUGUUUGUUACCUGGUUUCAAUGUGUAGUUACUGUACUUCUGUGCGUAAUAUGUUCACAUGUAUCUGCAAGCAUGCCCAAUCUCAUGACUUUCCCUUCCACAAAAUUUGAUGCUAAACUGUCAAGGGAAGCAUUACCACUCAGCGUCGUGUUUGUUCUUAUGAUAAGCUUCAACAACUUGUGCCUUGGUGAAGUUGGAGUUGCAUUUUACACAAUUGCACGAUCUCUUGUUACAAUCUUCAGUCUCAUCUUUACUUACUUUAUAUUAGGUAAGAAAACAACCUUGCCAGCAUUAUUUUGCUGUGGAAUCAUCCUUGGUGGGUUUUUCUUGGGCGUGAAUCAGCAAGGAGCUUCUCUAGGUGGUUUGUCUAUUAAAGGGACUCUGUAUGGAGUGUUUUCUAGUGCAAUGGUUGCAUUAAAUGCAAUUUACAUUAAAAAAGUUCUUCCAAGCAUGGACAACAAUAUAUGGAAACUUACCUACUAUAAUAAUGUCAACGCCUGUGCCAUGUUUAUUCCGUUUAUUCUUUUGUCAGAGAUUUCUGAGAUAAUGUCCUUCCCUUACCUGUUCAAUCUACACUUUUGGUUUUUGAUGUGCGUAGCUGGAUUUUUUGGUUUCAUUAUGGGUUAUGUGGUAGGAUUUGAGAUCAAAGUGACUACUCCUGUUACACAUACUGUCAGUGGUGUGGCAAAAGCAUGUCUGCAAACUGUUAUUGCUGUUCUGUAUUCACAUGAAUCUAAAAGUGCUUUGUGGUGGUUUUCCAACAUUAUGGUUCUGUUUGGGACGGGAUGCUACUCUGUUGUCAAAAGCAUGGACAUGAAACGUGAACACACUGCAACUGUUGUGAAGCAAACAGAUGAAAAUGAUAAAUGGUUGAUACAGCGCAAAUAAAUGCAAGACGAAAUAAGAGAAGAAAGUAUUCGGAAACUAUUUUAAUUUAUUUAUUUUACUUUUAUUUAAAAGUGCAAUCAGACAUGGUACAUACAAAGUGAUGAAACAGUAAAAUUGAAAAUACAUACACAGACAAGG
This is a messenger RNA of Ciona intestinalis (vase tunicate), 1250 nucleotides long. Its product is annotated as GDP-fucose transporter 1. The record is from RefSeq and is a predicted model, not a curated record. NCBI's taxonomy places the organism in Eukaryota, Metazoa, Chordata, Ascidiacea, Phlebobranchia, Cionidae.